Carassius gibelio (silver crucian carp) is the source of this 4473-nucleotide messenger RNA. It is a transcript of the gene ppm1aa, whose product is annotated as protein phosphatase, Mg2+/Mn2+ dependent, 1Aa. Gene Ontology annotation, molecular function: magnesium ion binding; protein serine/threonine phosphatase activity; manganese ion binding. Gene Ontology annotation, biological process: positive regulation of canonical NF-kappaB signal transduction; protein dephosphorylation; positive regulation of canonical Wnt signaling pathway. The record is from RefSeq and is a predicted model, not a curated record. The transcript has 6 exons. Gene Ontology annotation, cellular component: nucleus; cytosol. Lineage: Eukaryota; Metazoa; Chordata; Actinopteri; Cypriniformes; Cyprinidae. The coding region runs from base 348 to 1514 and encodes 388 amino acids.
CAGCCCUGCUGAAUCCACAUCCGGGUCCUGCGCUGCUGCUGGUGUGCAGAGAUUCGGUCCCGAACGCAGCGGACCAAAAUAGCGGUCAAACCCGACAAUUUACACGUCCAGGACGCAGCAUAAAUGGGAAUUAUGCAUCCCUGGUUUAAACAGAUAAGGGUGAUCCGCUCUUUCACAGACUGAAUGCAGAGCAAAAUAAUCCGCCAGCCUGUCUCUCUCUCACCACCGCCGCGCUCAGUUUAUAUCUCUCUCUUUCUUUUCGUCCUUCUCUUUUAUCUGUUUUUUUUUAGCUUCUCCGCAAAAGAACUGACCAGGAAUUAUUUUUAGUGGAUUCCUAAGCAGCAGUGAUGGGUGCAUUUCUGGACAAGCCAAAGAUGGAGAAACACAAUGUCCAUGGUGAAGGCAACAGCCUGCGCUAUGGCCUGAGCAGCAUGCAGGGCUGGCGUGUAGAGAUGGAGGAUGCGCAUACUGCUGUCAUUGGUCUGCCCAAUGGCUUGGACCCCUGGUCAUUCUUCGCUGUUUACGAUGGGCAUGCAGGAUCGCAGGUGGCACGUUACUGCUGCGAGCACCUCCUGGAGCACAUCACCAGCAACCCUGACUUUCAGGAAGGAGGAGGAGGUCCACCAGUGGAGCCCAGUGUGGAUAGCGUGAAAUCUGGAAUCCGUACUGGUUUCCUGCAGAUUGAUGAUCACAUGCGUCAGAUCUCAGAGAAGAAGCACGGUGGUGCCGACCGCAGUGGCUCGACGGCUGUCGGUGUGAUGAUCUCACCCCGCCACAUCUAUUUUAUCAACUGCGGAGACUCGCGGGGUUUGCUGAGCCGUGGAGGGGCUGUACACUUCUUCACACAGGAUCACAAACCCAACAACCCCUUGGAGAAGGAGAGGAUCCAGAACGCUGGGGGAUCUGUGAUGAUCCAGCGCGUCAAUGGGUCCCUGGCAGUGUCCAGGGCUCUGGGGGACUUUGACUAUAAGUGUGUGCAUGGUAAGGGUCCCACGGAGCAGCUGGUGUCACCGGAGCCCGAGGUGUAUGCUAUCGAGCGGUCCGAGGCGGAGGAUGAGUUUAUUGUUCUUGCUUGUGACGGGAUUUGGGAUGUGAUGGCCAAUGAGGAGCUGUGCGAUUUUGUUCGUUCACGACUGGAGGUGACUGACGAUCUGGAGAGGGUCUGCAAUGAAAUUGUAGAUACCUGUUUGUAUAAGGGAAGUCGUGACAACAUGAGUGUUGUGUUGGUGUGUUUUGUUAGUGCACCGAAGGUUUCCCCUGAAGCUGUCAAAAGGGAAGCGGAGCUUGAUAAAUACCUAGAGAGCCGAGUAGAAGAGAUCCUGAAGAGGCAGGGGGAUGAAGGUGUUCCCGACCUGGUAUAUGUGAUGCGCACGUUAGCAUCUGAGAGCAUCCCCAACCUACCACCUGGAGGAGAACUGGCCAGCAAACGGAGUGUAAUUGAAGCAGUAUACAACAAACUUAACCCAUACAGGAACGAGGAUACAGAUUCUGCAUCCACAGAUGACAUGUGGUAGCCCCACCCCUUUAAACACUGCACAGAGUUUACAACCCUCCAGAACCCUGCACAACAAGCUUUCCUACAGGACCCGGCACCAGAACCCUGCACAAGAACCCUCAACUACUACAGAACCCUCACAAGAACCUACUACAGCCCAGCCCAGCUGCUCUGGACUGUUCGGAGGAAGAAGAGGAAGCGAAUGAGGGCUCCCUCCCCUUGUUCACAUAAUGUUCCCUCUCAGUGCUAGGCAAUGUCACCUUCUGAAUAUGUUCUGCAUACUCUUCUGACUCAAUUUACUCUUUUCCCUAAUCCUUUUAACCUUAACAUCACCCUCUUAAAAUUCACCCACUUUUUUUUUCCAUUUAUAUAUAUUUUUUUGGUGUAAUUAAUUUCAUUCACAUUUUCUUGUGUGUUUGUAUAUUUCAGCUUUUAUUUUUGUGAAGUGCAAUUGUCUUGUACAAAGAAAAGCCUGUAUCAAAUGCAGCUUUAGUUUCAAGUUUAUAAAAAUAGAAAAAAAGGCACACCUUUAUUGCCCUGCCUGCUUUUGUUUCCUCUCCAACCGCUGAAGCCCAACACAUCUGCUCCUCAUCUGCUUUCCUUUCACUUUUUUUUUUUAAACAAAAUAUAACUUUUUGUAUUGUUACUUUUUAAGUGAAACGGGUAAAUUAUAUGGGCUCACAGUACAGUAAGCUUUUUUGUAAAUCUCACUGCACAGAUGACCGUAAUCGUUAUGUUCUCUCAGUACUACUGUUUUUCUUUUUCUGGUGGGGUGGGUCUAUUAUUUUCGCCCCUUGUUUUUUUUCUCUCUCUGAGGAAACCGCUUUAACUUAAACUAAGCUGAAAUUGUGUGCGUGGUUGUGUGUGUGAGAGAAUGAGUGAGUCUUAUGAGAAAUGCAAGAGGUAAGAGGAUGCAUGUUUGAUCCAUCAAACUGUUUCCAUUGUGCAAAUUUUAUGAUGUGAUUUUGUUACCUGAUGCGCUAACCCUGAUCCUCUCUCUUAUAAUCAACACUAGGACUCUUCUCUACAGUGUUCUGCACUACUGCAGCUUCUUGAUUCUUGAUUUGUUUUAAGUUGGUCUAGGAACGUUGUAAAUGAUCUCCUGCACUUGCUGGAAAAUAAUUAAGAACUGGGACAGGCCCUAUUAAGUGCAUUUAGGUGUGUGUUUGGUUGUCAGUAUGGUUUGAAUGGAUGUGUGAGAUUGCAUGAUUAUUGUGCUUCAAAUUAUGUGGGUUUUAAUGGGAAUAUUUAGGCUUUUGACACAAAUGUAUAAGGCUUUAGCUAUAGUGCUCGAUCACCCAUCUGCACUGCUGAGAGAGUGAUGAGUGAAUGCUUUCUGAGAUUAACACUCAACUCAGAUUUUUCUUCUAUUUAAACCAUUCGCUUCAUCUCGUGUUGAUUUAUGUUAUCAGUUUCUUUUUUUUUCUCGAUGUGGUGAUUUCUAUCUUUUUCUCUCUCUGGCUCUCUCUUUUUAAAGAACAAAUACAGUGUGAUGCAGUGAGCUGGCCUGGUUUUGGCCAGAGCAUGCAUGUGUUCCUCUGACCAAUAGGGAGCGCAACAGAGUACUGUUUGCUGCUAAAGAGUGUGCUUGAAUCAGUCGUUCAUUCAUUUGAAUGCUCUUAGUUAAUAUUAUCCCACACCUUUCCCCCCCAAUGCUGUAUGUAACCUAGUUCUGAAUUUAUUUAACUGUAUAUUUUUCAGAGAGAUUGUCACUUGUUCACUUGUCCUGAUUGUCUGAACCUGUAAAAUCAUAACCCCCCCAGCCCCCCCCCCCCCUUGUCCUUACAUUCCCAAACUAAAUUUUACUUAUGGAAUAGAUUAUAUGAACAGGAAUUCCCUUGCGUUUAAAUAAAUGUUAAGUUAGCUUUUUAGUCUAAUCCUGUGUAUUUGCAUACUGAAAAAAAUGGUAGGUAAAAAGAUCACUACUUUGAGUCUUUUCAUGAACCUCACAGGGUGAUUUAUUAAACUAAUAUUGUAACAAAAUGACAAUCUAACCGUGUAUGGCUAAUGUUAAUGGAAAAAUCUCCCUGUAUCCUCUAUGCUUUCGGCUUGUGUUAUAACACGGGCAUAAAAAUCAUUGUGUUUGUGUGUGGAUUGGUGAGCUGUGUGUUUUCCCAGUGGAAGCUGGAAUGUUGUGUAAUAGGAGAUUCACGAAAUGAAUCUAAAAUGAACACAAUGUUUUAGGAUGGUCUUAGAGGCCAGGAUAUGUUCAUGUGUCUUUAAGCUUUUUUGGAUCCACAAAGCUAUGUGGAAUCACUUUAGGAAUGUAGACACGAGGAACGAAGACUCUUAAUAGGAUUCUGUUGGCUUGCUUAACCCUCAGUCUGGUCUUAUACAGGCUUAAAAAUCACUUGUAGGAAAAUUAACAAAUGAUGUGUGACUUGUUUAAAAAAAAAAAAAAGCCUUUUGUUGUAUAUGCAGUUUUGAGGUUCGUGAACUGCUAUUAUACAGAUUCUCCUUUUUUGUAAGACUUCCAGAUGGUUUUUAGAUGGGGCGGGUCAAAAAUAGUUUGUUUUUUUGCAAGAUGGUCAUAAGCACAGGUCUGUUUAGUGAGGAGAGGAUAUGGCUUACAGUCAAACAUAAAAACCCAGUUAUAAAUGAUAGAGAUGUUUAUGAAUGUGUUUUUACUAAGUCUUGUCGCUGAAGUUGACAAGGGCAUUUUGCAAGGAAUUCUAUGACACAUGAACUAUCGCGUUUGUUAAUGGCGCAUAGAUAUUUUGCUAAAUAUGCGUCACAAACUCUUUGAUGCCAUGUAUUUUAGGUUUAUGCACUGAAAUCCUGUUUUUGUGGUCUCUUGCUCUGUAGUAUUAGCUUGGUAGCUCAUUUCAGUUUAAAUUAUCCGGACCUGCCUUCUAAUGUAUAAACCAAGUGAUUAAUGCAGCCUUAAUGCCUUUUGCAAAACCCCACCCCCAAACCCUUGGGCUUUACUCCUAUAUUACAGAGCUCUGUAUGCAAACACACCACAAUAUUUUGCUAAA